Adineta steineri is the source of this 252-nucleotide messenger RNA. Lineage: Eukaryota; Metazoa; Rotifera; Eurotatoria; Adinetida; Adinetidae. The record is from the annotation of a GenBank genome assembly.
AUGGCAAGUGCACCACAAUUAGAAAUCGAGAAACGGGAAGGCGUACCUGUUGCCGAAGAUGGUACAAUUGGUCAUGAAGGUGAAAAAGCAAAAGCUACAUUUAAAGAACAAGAAGCUGAUGCGAAAUUACAUGAAACAGCAGUAACACAAAAUAUAACACCAGGCCAAAAUUUACUUGGCCAUCAAGAUUCCGCUCAACCAGGAAUUCGUCCCGGUGAUGCAGCUGGUAAAGCUGGUCCUCCCACAAAAUAA